GCUAGCUCUUGUUGCAUUUCUUGUAAAUAGCAGUAAAAGCAAUGAGUUCAGUUCGUAGGAUCAGCAUGGCCAUAGUCGGUCUUUCCUUUGUUGUACAAAAGCUUGGUAACCUUCUCACUGAAGAAGCAAACCUGUUGUCUGAAGUGAAAGACCCGGUUGAGCAGAUGCAAAUCAUGCUGAAGGGGAUAAACAGCUUCUUAAGGCGAAUGGAUGCAACACAAGAAGCAGACGAGGAGCUCUGCAGCUUACGAGCAGACAUUAGAAACAUUGCAUAUGAUGCUGAAGAUGUGAUCGACUCUUUCAUCCUGAAAGUUGCCUCCAUUCGUCGGAGGGGUGUUCAAUCAGUAAUCAAGAGGUACGCCUGCUACUUCAACGAAUGGAUGCUUCUGUGUGAGGUUGGGCUGGAGAUAGAAGCGAUCAAGAGAAGGAUCAUUUGCAUCUGGCGAACUUAUGGCAUCGGGCCUCCUUUAGAAGGAGAAAUGUCAACUCAACCGCCUUUAAGGCUACCUGAGUCGAGACGACGGUCCGAUCCUGAUCCCAACGAGGAAGACGAUAUUAUCGGCAUGGAGGAAGAAGUAGAAGCCUUGGUGGAACAACUGAUGAAGCCGGAGGAACGAUGCUGCGUGAUUGCUAUAGUUGGUAUGGGGGGUUUGGGUAAGACCACUCUUGCUAAGAGAGUCUAUAGCCAUAAUACCAUCAAGCCUCGUUUUGAAUGUGGUGCAUGGGUUUAUGUAUCUGAGCAGCACAGAACCAGGGAUAUUUUGAAGGAAAUCUUAGAAAGAAUUGACACUUCAACCAAAGAAGAGAUGGAGAGCUAUGAUGAUGAUGAUGAUGAUGAUGAAAACAUGGGAGACGAGAGUUUGGGGCUCAAGAUUUACCAACAACUGAAUGAUAAGCGAUAUUUAAUAGUUCUUGAUGAUAUAUGGACCAAAGAAGUGUGGGAUGAUCUUAAAUCUGCCUUUCCAGAUGGAAAGAAUGGAAGUAAGAUCCUGGUUACAACACGCUCAAUAAAUGUUGCUUGGCAUGUGGAUCCACAGGGUCGUCACCAUACGCCUCGAUUUUUGACAUCAGAAGAAAGUUGGGAGCUGCUUCGUAGAAAAGCUUUCCCUGAAAAUGGUGAUGCUGACAGAAGCUACUCAACUGUGAAAGAGAAUUUGGGAAGACAAAUGGUUCAGUACUGCAGUGGUCUGCCCUUAGCGAUUGUUGUAAUUGGAGGCCUACUAGCAACAAAAGAGGAGGAAUAUGGCUGGCAGGUAGUGUCCAACAACAUUGUCAAUGCCCAAGUUGGAGUAGAAAAGAUACUUGCUUUAAGUUACUGUGAUUUGCCGUACCACUUGAAACCAUGCUUUCUGUACAUGGGCAUUUUUCCUGCAAACUUUGAUAUCUCUACAAGCAAAUUGUAUCGACUGUGGAUCGCUGAAGGUCUUAUACCACUUGAAACCCUGGGAGAUGAUGUUACAGUGGAAGACAUUGCCGAGGUAUACUUACAGGAGCUGGUCCAGAGGUGUAUGGUUCAGAUUUGCAGAAGCCACUUUGAUGGCAGAAUGAAAACAUGCCGCCUACAUGAUUCCAUCCGAGAGCUAUGCCUACAGAAGGCUUCUGAGGAAAACUUCCUGAAGAUUUUCGAUUCAAGAAAUAGCAGAGAUGUUAAUCCUUCCACAUCCUCUUCUUCUCCUCCAUUCCGUAGGCAUGCUGUUCACUUUGUUCACGACUGGUAUGUAUCCAACAAACACCAUCACUCAUCAAAUAGACACCUUCGCUCUCUUUUAUUCUUCAAUCCACUAUCCAAGUGGAGACCUGGAAUGGAGAAUAGAAGAGUGAAACCCAUUUAUAGGGACUUCAAGUUACUUAGGGUCUUAGAUCUUGAGGAUGUGCACAUAGGUUGCUUACCUGAGGAAAUAGGGAAAUUAAUUCACUUGAGGUACCUGGGGUUGAGGAGGUCUUUUGUAAACUAUAUUCCAGCGUCUGUAGGGAAUUUGAAAUGCUUACAAACCCUAGAUUUGAAGAAUUCUCCCGGUAUCAUUGGUCCACACAACCCUGUUGUAAUAGUUUCCAACGUAAUAUGGAAGAUGGAGCAGCUCAGACAUUUGUUUCUUCCUUCCUAUGGACAUAGUUUCCACCUCCGGCUGCAGACUUUGAGAAAGCUACAGACGCUUUGGGGUAUAGAGGCAGGUCGCUGGAUGGAAGAAGGUGGUGGGUUGGAUAACUUCACCAGCCUUCGGAAAUUAGGGCUACGUUCCAUUACAACCUCGUCACAACAAAUGAACCAGAUACUAGAGAAAAGCUCCUCCAUGACCAGUCUUAAAUCCCUGUCACUGUCUAUAUGCAAUCCUUCUGAUCCUACCCAAAAGUUUCCAGAUUUGGAACGUCUCUCUAACUUUUCUUCUCUUCGCACAUUGCAAUUAUACGGUAUGUUACAGUCGCUACCAUGUAAAUUUCCACCAUACAUCACCAAGUUAACCCUAGUAUUCUCUAGACUCAGUUCAGAUCCGAUGCUAACAUUGGAAGGAUUGCCAAAUUUAAGCUCCCUGGUGUUAGGCAUGUUGACAUAUAUGGGAGACAAAAUGGUUUGUUCUUCAGAAGGGUUUCCUCAGCUCAGAUUUAUGCGACUGGAGGGAUUGCACCAACUGCAAGACUGGGAAGUGAAGGAAGCAGCCAUGCCCAAACUUAAACGCUUGGAGAUUGAAAAUUGUUACAGGUUGAAGAUGAUUCCAGACGGAUUGGUGUCUGUUGGUACCCUCAAGGAACUUGAGAUCAGAAGGAUGCCAAGAGAAUUUGAAAACAGGGUUGGACUUAGAGGAGAGGACCAUUACAAAGUCAGUCACAUACCCUCCAUUACGGUUCUGUUUACUCUCGAUCAGAAUUAAACCUAACAUGGCUAAGACCAAACGCCACUUCUAC
Molecule: messenger RNA, 2901 nt
Organism: Nelumbo nucifera (sacred lotus)
Lineage: Eukaryota; Viridiplantae; Streptophyta; Magnoliopsida; Proteales; Nelumbonaceae
Product: putative disease resistance protein At1g50180
Biological process (GO): defense response to other organism
Molecular function (GO): ADP binding
Source: RefSeq, a predicted model, not a curated record